Messenger RNA from Pogona vitticeps (central bearded dragon), 3302 nucleotides. It is a transcript of the gene SLC60A1, whose product is annotated as solute carrier family 60 member 1. NCBI's taxonomy places the organism in Eukaryota, Metazoa, Chordata, Lepidosauria, Squamata, Agamidae. The record is from RefSeq and is a predicted model, not a curated record. Gene Ontology annotation, molecular function: D-glucose transmembrane transporter activity.
AAGAAGAGGCGCUUCUUCUUCCGAGCGGGAGCCGAGGAUGUGGUGGUGGGAUGCGCGGGUGACGACGCUCUUCAAGAGGAACCUCCAGCCCACCCUGACCUACUGGAGCGUCUUCUUCAGCUUCGGCCUGUGCAUCGCCUUCCUGGGGCCCACCCUCCUGGACCUGCGCUGCCAGACCCAGAGCUCCCUCUCGCAGAUCACCUGGGUGUUCUUCUCGCAACAGUUCUGCCUGCUGGUCGGCAGUUGCCUGGGAGGCGUCUUCAAGAGAACGUUGGCUCAUUCUCUACUCGCCCUCUUUGCAUCGUCACUUGCAAUCUCAGUGGUUUUUGCCAUCAUUCCUCUCUGCCAUCAUGUGGUGGUGCUUGCAGUGGUCAUGGCCGUGGCUGGCUUGGCCAUGGGGUGCAUUGACACACUCUCCAAUAUGCAGCUGGUGAAGAUCUAUCAGAAGGAUUCAGCUGUCUUUCUGCAGGCCCUUCACUUCUUUGUGGGCUUUGGUGCCCUGCUGAGUCCUCUGAUAGCUGACCCUUUUCUGUCAGACACCAACUGUAUCCUGACAAAUAGCACAGCCAACAGCAGCAGCAACCUCCCUCACAUCCGGAAAUCGCUGGUCCCCCACCAUCCUGGAAACCUUUCCCAUUAUGACCUGCCCACCAAAGGACUGGUGGUGACCCGAGUGUCCUACGCUUUCUGGAUUAUGGCUUUGAUCAAUCUCCCCGUGCCCAUUGCAGUGUUCCUUCUGCUCUACAAAGAAAGGCUGGUGCCUUGCUGCCAUAAGGACAGCCCCCCCUUGCUGCCUGCAGAUGAGCUGGCAUUGGAAACGCGAAUAGCUGACAGAGAUGACUCGUCUACUUCCUCACCAAAACUUCAGUCAGAAAUAGGGCACAAUGACCUCUUUGGUUGCUGCCAGAGCAAGAACUUCAGAGGAGCUCCUUACUCCUACUUUGCUGUCCAUGUGACUGGAGCCCUUCUCCUCUUCAUGACUGAUGGGAUCCUGGGCGAGUAUUCUGGUUUUGUAUACAGCUAUGCUGUGGAGGAGCCCCUCUCAGUGGGGCACAAGAUGGCCGGCUAUCUGCCCAGUCUCUUCUGGGGAUUUAUUACACUGGGCAGGCUCAUCUCCAUCCCUGUGUCCUACAGAAUGAAACCAGCAACCAUGGUUUUCAUCAAUGUGGUUGGAGUGGUUGUAACGUUCUUCCUGCUACUGAUCUUUUCCUCCAGCGUUGUGUUUUUAUUUGUGGGGACAGCUUCCCUUGGCCUGUUUCUCAGCAGCACUUUCCCUAGUGUGUUGGCUUACACAGAAGACAUUCUUCAAUAUAAAGGUUGUGCCACUACCGUGUUGGUGACAGGAGCAGGAAUCGGAGAGAUGGUUCUACAGUUGCUGGUCGGGUCGAUCAUUCACGACCUGGGCAGCUACAGCUUCCUGGUCUGUGGCACCAUCUUUGGAACCUUGGCCUUUAUUUUCUACAUCUUCCUCCUGUUUUGCCACAGGAUGCACCCUCAUCCCCAAUCAGAUAUGGAUCUAUCACCUGACAAACCACCACCAGUAGGGGAACAUGGACUUUAUCAGAGCUAAGUUUGUAUUUGGAUCUAGCACACAAGCCACUCUCCAACUGAAAGAUUUGUUCUCGCCACCAGGGUUUAAAACUACCUGAAUUUUCUACAGCCAGACUUGCUGGCUACAACUCUUCCCAUCAACCAGUCAUCCAUUAUUACCAGAGAAAAUUGACUUCAGCAAGAACCAAAAGUCAAACUGCAGAAUACCAGAAGGGAAGUUUUAACUCCUCUGGUAAACUCCUACAUCCAUUUAGGAGUGCAGGUUUGGGGGGGGGAGGAGUAUCAUUUUAUAGGCCUUGGGUGGGUUGGGGGUCUCCUAGAGUUUUUGAGCAGUAUAACCAGGAGGCAGGUAUAUACAGGGGAUACCCCUUCAUAAUGUGAUAAGCUGCAAACUGUUCCUUCCAGGACAAUAAAGAAACUCUGUCCCUGGGCUUGUAUACAGCCAGCUAGAAUUUUUUUAAAAAAUUGAUCAAAUAUUGACCCAGGGUUUCUGUAAUCAAAUCUUGCAUCCUCAGAUGAGAUUUUACUAUGUCCAUGUGGUGGAAUGGUCCAGGUGAUGGUAUAGUAUAGCUGAUGAUGGCUAAAGCUCUGUUGAGCUGGAGUAUGCUGAUUUUUCAAAAUUAGCACAGUAGAAGGAAUAAGAGGUCCUAACUUUUUUAUUAGACAGAAUGGCCUAACUCCUAUGAAGUAUGAAAGUUCUGAAGCACAUGAAGCCAAAUGUCAAGUUUUUCCCCCAUUUGUGCAAUAUAAUAAUAGGUGCCUUCCAGGAGUAGAGCUUGAGAGGUACUAAAUAUCCAGACAGUAGCAGUCAUUUUCAUGGCUGCUAUAAAUGAAGGUAUUGGGACAAUUUCAAGACAUAGUUCUGCUAAUGCUAAGUUCAUUUUUGUUGCAAAUGCUGUCCCAUGGAUAUACUUGUGUAUGUAGAUAAAGGAAUGUUUUGAUAUUGAUUGUCAUUGUCGCAUGAACUCGUGGAGUGACUUAUGAUGGGGCCCAGCAACUUCACUCAGAGUUUGUUUUUCCCCUUCAGGAGGCUUGUUGCACUGCUCAUUUCAAAAUUGUACAUUUAUAGGAAUUUGUGUUUCCAGUCAGCUUACAGAUUGCUAUGUUGCAUGGGUAUGCACUUUCAUCUUUGAUUUCCAUGUUGUUUAAACCUUAAUAUACACCUUCCUUGAUUACAGAGCUUGUGUGUUCUUCUGGCUUUUGUAUAGCAUGGACACUGAACCUUUCUGGAGGACCAUUUGUGUCUACCGGCCAGUGGGAUUCUUGGGCUAGAAUACAAAAUUGACUGUAAUCUGAUUCAGCAAAGCAUGAUCUUCAACAAGACAAAGCAGGAAAGCCUCCUUUAACAGGGGUUAUUGAACCUUUUGCACUUGACAGCUAGACGUUACUAGAACAAGUACACCCAAGGCUUGGGUGUUCAUGUUCCCUCCUUCCCAGACCUGCAAGGAGAGUAUAAGCAUCUCCUGGUUUGUAACAAACCACAGUUUGCUAGGUGUGAACCAAACCAUUGUUUGAUAUAAACUUAACACUGGAAGCCUUUUAUCUUAUCCUACAAUACACAGUGAGAAAGGCAUGCAGAAGCCUAUGUUUAUACCUGCUUGUUCUUAUAUUUUAAAAAAAAACACUAUUUGGUGUUACAUUUUAAGGUGUUUAGAGUGCAACUUUCUAUGUAAAAAAAUCAGAAAUAAAUAUGUAUUUUGAGAUCAUAACUUACGACAAGACAUGAAUUAUAGUUUAAACUGUAUAUAGCA